Molecule: messenger RNA, 2832 nt
Organism: Linum tenue
Lineage: Eukaryota; Viridiplantae; Streptophyta; Magnoliopsida; Malpighiales; Linaceae
Source: the annotation of a GenBank genome assembly
UCUCUUCAUCAGCCUGCUUGCUCGUAAUUCGGCGCAGAACUUCACAAUCUCUCAACCUAGCCGAGCCCGGCAUUCCUCCUUGAACAAAAUUUGAAAGCAAACAACUAGGUUCAUCAUUUGGAAGUAAAACGAAACGACUAACCGGCAAAGCCACGAGAUCAAAGGUUUCAUCAGAACAAUCAGAAAUGGAGAUGUCAGCAACUAGCUUACUCCCAGCUGCAGCCUCAAUCUCUAGCUGCGGUUCCACUGAGGCAACAGUGACCUUUGCACCAGCUCGCCGCAGAACAUCGAUUAAUAUCACAGCUUCCAUUUCUUCAGUGCCAAAUCCAAUGGGAACAAGGACCUGCAAGGGAGGCGCGGCGGAGAUGGGAGCGGUGGAGUCGGAAUUACUGGUGGUUGGAGUCGUGGGUAUUUGAGGGGAAGCCGUCUGGGAGAUGGGUUUCGAAGAGCGGUUUCUCGGAGCGGCUGAUUUUCGCCGUGAGGGAGAUUCCAUCACGGAGGCGCAAGUCAGAGACGAAGGAGGAGUGACAGCCAUUGAAUAAUAGAACUUGAGAGAAGGAAGCUUUGCAGGACAUAGCGUACAGAAGAACGACUCCAUUGAUGCCUCUCGAAUUGAUUUGCUUCCCUGUGCCGCUUAACAGGAAAGGCGCGCGACCAUUUUUGGACUCUUCACUUAACUCUAGGCUCGUCCCCCUUAUCCGAAACUUAAAAAAAAUGAAAAUGGAUUUACUUUCUGCUAAUUAGUACAUCAUUGCUGUAGAGAGAGAAUCGAAAAAAUAUAAGAAAAACACACAUGAUUAUUAGGCAAUAGAGCAGGCCAACGCAGCAAUGGAUUAGAUGAGGAUGACACCUACUGCAUCCGAUCACUGAAGAUUGAAGAAAGAGAGAAGAAGCGGAGAAAAGGCACAUACAUAUAUAAUAAAUACCGUCGGGAAGGGAAGAAGAAGAACGAAGUACAGAGUGGAUAGAAACUGCAAGAUCCCUACUUUUGGAGGAAAAACGAGGGAGACGUUGAGAAGGGGAGAUAUGUUGAGGAUUGUGGCGAGAAGAAUUGCUUCGGCUUCUUUAGCAUCCAAGUCGACCUCGUUUCAUCUUCUGCGCUGCACAAGAGGUUUCAGCUUUGGGGUUCUUCCCGAUGGGGUGGACAGGACUUCCGAGUCGUUUUCCCGCAACUCUAUGGCUAUGGAGUCUCUCAUUUCCCAGCUCCAGUCCAACAUAAACCAAGUUUUGGCUGGAGGAGGAGAAUCGGCGGUCAAGAGGAACAGAAGCAGGAAUAAGCUGCUACCAAGAGAAAGAAUUGACCGGCUGCUUGAUCCAGGUUCUUCAUUUCUUGAGCUUUCUCAGCUUGCAGGCCAUGAAUUAUAUGAUGAAUCCCUGCCUUCUGGCGGAGUAGUUACUGGAAUAGGUCCUGUUCAUGGCCGACUUUGCAUGUUUGUAGCAAAUGAUCCUACUGUCAAGGGGGGAACUUACUAUCCCAUCACAGUAAAGAAACAUCUUAGGGCGCAAGAGAUUGCUGCUCGAUGCAGACUGCCUUGCAUCUAUCUCGUCGACAGUGGUGGUGCUUUUCUUCCGAAGCAGGCUGAGGUGUUCCCCGACAAGGAUAAUUUCGGAAGAAUUUUCUUCAACCAAGCUGUAAUGUCUGCUGAAGGCAUCCCACAGAUUGCACUGGUAUUAGGUUCUUGUACAGCUGGUGGUGCCUACAUUCCUGCUAUGGCUGAUGAAAGUGUGAUGGUCAAGGGUAAUGCAACCAUAUUUUUGGCUGGACCACCACUUGUCAAGGCUGCUACAGGAGAGGAAGUAUCUGCUGAAGCUUUAGGAGGUGCUUCCUUGCAUUGCAAAACAUCAGGAGUUUCAGACUACUUUGCUCAAGAUGAAUUGCAUGCACUAGCGCUUGGAAGGAACAUUAUCAAGAACUUGCACAUGGCUGGAAAAUGCCGAGUGGCCAAUGAAGGACAUAACUUAAGUCUCGAGUACAAAGAGCCAUUAUACGACAUAAAGGAGCUGAGAACUAUUGCCCCGGCAGACCACAAGCAGGCGUUUGAUAUUCGAUCAGUUAUUGCCCGAAUUGUUGAUGGAAGUGAGUUUGAUGAGUUCAAGAAAUUAUAUGGAACGGUGAGCAUCUCUGAGAACCCUUCGAUACCUUUCUUUGGCUUAGGCUUUGACCUUUUGAGUAACGGAAUCUCAGUUGCAUCUCUGCAGACCCUCGUGACAGGCUUUGCUAAAAUUUUCGGUCAACCUGUGGGAAUAAUUGGAAAUAAUGGAAUAUUGUUUAAUGAAUCUGCUCUGAAGGGGGCACAUUUCAUUGAACUCUGUAGUCAGCGUAACAUUCCUCUAGUUUUCCUGCAGAACAUCACUGGAUUCAUGGUUGGCUCUAGAUCUGAGGCAAAUGGUAUAGCAAAAUCGGGUGCGAAGAUGGUAAUGGCUGUUUCUUGUGCAAAGGUGCCUAAGGUAACCAUCAUGGUUGGUGGAAGCUUCGGCGCUGGAAACUAUGCAAUGUGUGGUCGUGCAUAUAGCCCUGACUUCUUGUUCCUCUGGCCAAAUGCUAAAAUAUCAGUCAUGGGCGGAGCGCAGGCUGCCGGUGUGCUAUCUCAGAUUGAAAAGGCAAACAAGAAGAAGCAGGGGAUCCAGUGGACCACAGAAGAGGAGGAAAGCUUCAAGGGCAAAGUGGUUGAAGCAUACGAGAGGGAAGGUAGUUCAUACUACUCAACUGCGAGGCUUUGGGACGACGGCAUCAUCGAUCCAGCAGACACGAGAAAAGUUAUAGGGCUCUGUAUAUCUGCUUCCAUGAACCGCCCCUCUGAAGACACCAAGUUUGGUGUGUUCAGGAUGUAA